AUGGAGCACCAGCUCCUUGAUCCUGCUGCGCUGCUGCGGAACUGGUUACAAGACAAGGAGACCCAUCCUUCCCCCACCCCAGCCCUGUGCCCGGACCUGCAACACCAAAAAUCCACCCAACCCACGGCGACCACAACGGCCAAGGCUCCAUCCUGCUUCGCUCCCGACUCCAACAAAGAGCCUCUUCAUUUGGUUCUGGCCUUUUGUGCUGGGGUUCUACUCACACUGCUGCUAAUGGCCCUUGUCUUCCUCAUCAUAAAGAGCUACAGGAAAUGUCACUCCAGUUCCCAAGUCCUGGAUCCGCCAGUGAAGCUCUCAGCCACCUCACAGGACUCGCUGACCUAUGCCACCAUGGCUUUCAGAACCUCAGCAGCAAAGAGCAGCCGGGUGACUGACGGCCAUUUGGCAGACCAGGACCCCGUUGUCUACGCUCAAAUUAAAGAGGUGAACUAG
This is a messenger RNA of Echinops telfairi (small Madagascar hedgehog), 453 nucleotides long. RefSeq names its product chromosome unknown C1orf162 homolog (gene CUNH1orf162). The record is from RefSeq and is a predicted model, not a curated record. Bases 1 to 453 code for a protein of 150 amino acids. The transcript has 5 exons. NCBI's taxonomy places the organism in Eukaryota, Metazoa, Chordata, Mammalia, Afrosoricida, Tenrecidae.